This is a messenger RNA of Linum trigynum, 3609 nucleotides long. The record is from the annotation of a GenBank genome assembly. NCBI's taxonomy places the organism in Eukaryota, Viridiplantae, Streptophyta, Magnoliopsida, Malpighiales, Linaceae.
AGUCGAUCGAACAGAAGGGAGGGAUUCGAUCGGGAUUUCUUGACAGCAGAGAAUGGAUAUUGGGGAACCUUUACUUUCCCAGAAUCGCACGCCCGAGGACGGAGUCGGAGCGGCGGCUUGGACCGGCGAAGAGAGCGAGAGGAAGGAUUUGGGCUUCGGCCCGCGAUUUCUUGUGAGGGGCACUUGCAGAAGAGAGCUAGGGAUGAGAGUGGGCUUAGGCCCACAAACCCUAGUGAGCGUCUCCACCAUGACAGGGAGGUACGUGGGCUUCGGCCCACAAGAUCAUUCCCAGGCCGAGAGGAUGAGCCUACCCAAAGAGAAGUAGUUUAAUUUUAUUUUAAGUUCAAGCAGUUAGCUCAUUUUUGGAAUCUCAACACAAGAUGAUUUUACUUUAAUUCAUUAAUCUCACUAGAAAGGAUUAGUCCAAGUUCUCGACGAAUGGUUAGAAAUUGAUCAACACUUAGAGGUUUAGUAAAAAUAUCUGCCCAUUGAUUUGUUGUAGGCACAAACUCAAGCUGAAUUUGGCCUUCUUCAAUCAAUUCUCGAAUGAAAUGAUACCUAAUUUCUAUGUGCUUGGUUCGAGAAUGUUGCACGGGAUUUCUUGCCAUGUUAAUGGCACUCGUAUUGUCACACAAUACGGGCAUGGACUUUAUUUCUAACCCAUAGUCACAAAGUUAAUGCUUCAUCCAAAGGAGUUGAGUACAACAGAGGCCUGCGGCCACGUAUUCAGCCUCAGCGGUGGAGAGAGCAAUAGAACUUUGUUUCUUACUAAACCAAGACACAAGUGAAUUUCCUAGAAAUUGACAAGUCCCGGAAGUACUUUUACGAUCAACUAUGCAUCCCGCAUAGUCUGAGUCACUAUAACCAAUUAACUCAAGACUUGACUCACUAUCAUACCACAGACCUAGAUCCAUUGUACCAGCCAAGUAACGAAAGAUUCUCUUGACUGCAGUCAGAUGACUUUCCUUAGGGGCACUUUGAAAUCUAGCACAUAGACACACACUGAAUUGAAUAUCAGGUCUACUAGCAGUGAGAUACAUUAGCGACCCAAUCAUUCCUCUAUAGAACUUCUCGUCAAUUGACUUGCCCGACUCAUCCUUGUCUAGUUUAAUUGUAGAGGCCAUAGGUGUAUUUGCAGUUUUUAAAUUCCCAAACUCAAAACGUUUUAACAUAUUUUGAAUGUACUUGGUUUGACUAAUGAAAAUACCUCGAGUUGUUUGUUUAAUUUGCAAACCUAAAAAAUAUGUUAAUUCUCCCAUGGCACUCAUUUCAAAAGUUUUCUUCAUGAUACUUUCAAAAUACUCGCACAACUCUUUGCAAGAAGAUCCAAAUAUAAUGUCAUCAACAUAUAUUUGAACUAGUAGCAUAUGUUGUCCUUUAUUUUUUAUAAAGAGAGUUUUAUCCACUGAGCCUCUUUUAAAACCUUCUCCUAAGAGAAAAGAACUAAGUUUUUCAUACCAUACUCUUGGUGCUUGUUUAAGUCCAUAUAGUGCCUUCUUUAAUUUAUAGACAUGGUUUGGGUAUCUAAAGUCUUCAAAACCGGGUGGUUGUUCCACAUACACUUCCUCUUUUAAAUCCCCAUUUAGAAAGGCACUUUUGACGUCCAUUUGAAAAAGUUUGAAACUCUUAGAGCUAGCAAACGCACAUAACAUUCUAAUAGCCUCUAAUCUAGCUACCGGAGCAAAGGUUUCAUCGAAAUCUAUACCUUCUUCUUGAUUGUACCCUUUAGCUACCAACCUAGCCCUAUUUCUAGUAGCUACCCCAUUUUCAUUUGACUUGAUCUUGUAGAUCCACUUAGUUCCGAUAAUAACUCUAUUAGGAGGUCUAGGUACUAACUCCCACACAUUAGCUCGUUCAAACUGACUCAUUUCAUCAUUCAUAGCAGCAUUCCAGUUUUCAUCAUUCAAGGCAUCUAACACGUUUUUAGGUUCAACCAAUGAACCAAACGCAGUAUGCACAAUUGAAUUUCUAGAGCGAGUGACCAUACCUUCAUUAAGCCCUCCUAUCAUAAGUGAAGAAGGAUGGCGUUUGGCAAUAUGAGGAGGAGGUUGUCUUACUUCAUGGUCUUGCUCGAUCGAAGAGUUUGUAGUACUUACUGCUUUAUCUUGGUCUUCAGAUAUGUUUGUUCUGGGUUCAGAUUUCUCCGUGUUUGAUGUCCUUGGUAGAUCAAAGCUCCCACCAAGUCCAAAGUCAUCUUCAUCUAUCUCAUCUGAACACUCAUUAGCAGAUUCAUCAAAUAUCACAUUUAUGGACUCUUCCACUUUGAGAGUCCUUUUGUUGAAUAUUCUAUAUGCUCUGCUAGUCAUAGAAUAGCCUAAAAACACACAUUCAUCGGACUUGGCAUCAAACUUCCCAAGAUGAUCUUUGGUAUUUAAUGCAAAGCACUUGCAACCAAAGGGAUGAAAAUAACUCAGAUUGGGUUUUCUUCCUCUCCAAAUCUCAUAAGGAGUCUUCUUAAUUCCAGAUCUGAUCAAAGCUCGAUUAGUAAUAUAGCAUGCAGUAUUUAUGGCUUCAGCCCAGAAGUACUUAGGUAAACCAUAGUCAUGUAACAUUGUUCGAGCUAUGUCAAUCAAAGUCCGAUUUUUCCUUUCCACCACUCCAUUUUGUUGCGGAGUUCGAGGAGCAGAAAAAUUGUGACUUAUCCCUAGCUUAUUGCAGAAGAGUUCAAACUCUUCUGAGAUAAAUUCUCCACCAUGAUCACUUCUAAUGCUAGCAACCUUAGAUUGUUUUUCAUUUUCCAAUUUCCUAGUUAGAGACUCAAAAUUUUGAAAAGCUUCACUUUUGCUAGCUAGAAACAAUACCCAAGUGAAACGAGAAUAGUCAUCCACUAUCACGAAAGCAUAAGACUUACCUCCAUAGCUUACCACAUUGGUGGAUCCGAAGAGAUCAAGAUGAAGUAAUUCAAGAGGUCUUGUUGUGGAUAUUACCGUCUUACUCUUGAAGCUAGACCUUGUAUGCUUUCCUUUAGCACACGCAUCACAAAAGAAUUCCUUCUUGCUUUUUAACUUAGGAAGACCUUUAACUAGCUUAAGGUCACUUAGUUUAGACAGAAUUCCUAUACUCACAUGACCAAGCUUCCUAUGCCAAUCUAUCUGAUCAUUUUUCUCUAGAGACAUUAGACAGGUUACCUUAAAACUUUCUUUAUCAUCUAGAUUUAUGACAUAUAACUUAUUUUUACGUCUACCGGUGAAAAGCACUUUCUUAUCCACCAAAGACUCGAUGUAGCAACAAUCAUGUUCAAAAAUUAUCCUCUUAUCUUUGCCACACAUUUGACUAAUAGAAAACAGAUUAUGCUUAAGACCUUUUACUAACAUCACAUUUUCAAUGCAUGGAUCUGAACCAACUAUUCCUCUUCCUAUUAUGUCGGCAGAAUUAUUGUCACCAAAAAAUACCUUACCACCUUUACCUUCUUUGAGAGUGGUGAAUAGGUUUCGAUUUCCCGUCAUGUGUUGUGAGCAUCCACUGUCUAGUAUCCAUUCUGUUGCCUCCAUGCUCACUUGGAAGCAAACCUGCGCCAUUAGCAGUCAUGCAAUUUUGGGUUUUUGUAUCCAGACUUUCUUGGAUACAGUUUGUUUGUGAUCUUUAAGAGAACAAAAUCUACUAAUGUGA